AGUGCAUCUACUAAAGCGAGUGGCUUAGACGGUUGCUGUGAUGUUGCUGUUCCCUCUCUGUAGUGGACUCGCUCUGUGAGGAAGUGCAGCACUCAGCGCUCAGGUCUGAUGGCAGAGCAGGGCAGGGGGACUGUGCAAGAGAAGAAACCAACACCACCUAUCUGGGAAAUCUAGAACAACGGUGGACAAAAAGAUAAGGAGGAGCAGAGUCUGGGGAACUGAGAUCUCGUUGUGUCUACCCACCCCCCUCUGCUUUCUCUCAUAUGCACACACACAGAUGCACUCUCCCCUUGCCUCUCCCCUCUUUUCUCCCUGUUUGUCUCCUCCACUCUCUCCGAUGCUGGUGUGGUGAGCAGCAGGACUCUCUUGGCUGAGCUGCAUGGAGGCACAGGGAGGGGCAGGGAGCCCAGAGCCCAGUAAAGACAUCCAGAAACUGUUGAAGCCCUCCAGCUCAGGUGACCUGUCCAAGGAGUUGUUCCAGCACCCAGCAGAGGAGGAGGAGGGUUGUCUGUCAGGGCACACUGCUAGCCUUCUGCACAUGACUGAGAAGAGACAACCACUGAGUAGCGUCUCUUCUUUAGAGGUGCACUUUGACCUCUUGGAUCUGACUGAGCUAACGGACAUGUCUGACCAAGAACUGGCUGAGGUUUUUGCUGACUCUGAUGAGGAGAACCACAACGAGUCUCCAGCAGGUCCCCACCAGGCUGUGCCGCCCAGGGGUGGGUACAUGCGCUCCCCCUCAUGGACCCGCUGCAGUAAAGUCGAGCCGCAGCGAGAAAGAAAACACCACAGCGACUCAGACACUGCAGAGCCCUUAAUGAAACUGGAAAGACCGAAGCAGCCGUGAAAUCUGACGUAGAACAGCCUGACUGCAGUGAGAAACCCCAGAGCCAGACAGACACAGCCAGAGUGGGUGGGAAUAAAGAGGACCAAGAGGCUGCCAUCUGCCACCAUGCACUCAUGAAAUGUUUCAUGGUGCUGAACAGAUGAGUCCAGGUUGAACGCUGGUCACUGUGCUCUGUACUCUAACUAAAGAUAUUGAGAAGUACAAUACACACUUUCUCCUCUCUCCCUCUGCUCAAUUUCUCUCUCUCUCUAACUCUCUCAUGUACACAAACACAAUCAUUCUUUUUCAUGCAAGAGGUUUUUAAUGCACUCUAGGCUGCCAGACGAUUUUAAGCUUUGUUUCUGAAUGACAGACAGGGUAUAAGGCGAACAGAAUAACAGCACCUCCACCCUUACUGCCUCUCAGGGUGAAAGGUAGCCUGGACGGUAAGACUGGCAGGAAAAAUUGCGUCCAUAAUUAGACGCCAGAUCUUCCAUAUGAGGUUCAGACACUGUCCUGGUAAUUUACAUUGAAUUAUCAGGACAUGUUAAAACAUAAAUCAAAUUUAUUUGAUCAAAAGAUCACACCCAAACUGUUUCUUCAUAUUUUGCCUGAAAAUAAGGUCUGUUGGCUGCAAAUAAGGUAACUUGAGCAGUGGAAGUGGGUUUUAGUGAGGCCACAAUCUAUCCAUAAGACAUUCUCCAUUUCAGUGAAGAAUGUGUGUUGUGAUUUUAAAUGCCCAAAUAAAAAUAUUGCACUUCUCUCACUGAAUUGUAUUUACAAUGCCCUCCAGAAUUAUUGGCAUUUGGUGCAGAUGAUUCAAAAGAUAAAGAGACCAAGUAGCAGCUAUGUGCAGUACACAUUUAAUACUUCUGUUCAGAAUUUGUUUGGAUUUUUUUCUUUAUCGUUUUGAAAAUUAUACCUGCCACAGUCGCUGCUGCUAAGCUAAAUAAAGUUGGUAAUCCAAAGUUGGAGGUCAAAUUCCAUUAAAAGACAUGCAUUCACUGGAUGGGUAAUACUUGAAUCAGUUACAAGUGAAGAUACAGCAGAUCUAUGCCACAGUCAGGUGGAAUUGCCAAAAUUUCAACAAAGUGCCAACACUUUUGUAAUCAUAUUUCAAAAGAUGGAAUCUUUCUCAUCUUUCAAAGUAAAUGUUGUAGCUGAAUACUUGAUUUAUUUAUCUCAUGUUAAACAUAUCUAUACCUGGAGUGCCAAUAAUUCUGACUGCUGUGACACAAUGAAUUAAGGUGAUACUGGGAUGGUGCAGAAUAAAUAAAAGUCCUGAAAAGUAUGUUGUUGUGUGUUUUAUCAGUGGAGUCACAUUCUGUUUAUAUAGCACACUCAAUAAACCUGUUAUCACAUGUGAUUUAAGUAUUUAGUUAAAAUAUACAGUUCUGUCCAGUGUUGUAGUGCUUGAGUCCAGGACUGGGACUCGAGCCCAACGAGUCCAGAUUUUCAGGACUCAAGACUCGACUCAGACUCGAGCACUGACUGCAUUCAGACUCAGAAGUUGGAGGUGGGGACUGA
Messenger RNA from Monopterus albus (swamp eel), 2353 nucleotides. RefSeq names its product dysbindin domain containing 1 (gene dbndd1). Bases 380 to 847 code for a protein of 155 amino acids. The record is from RefSeq and is a predicted model, not a curated record. The transcript is spliced from 4 exons. Gene Ontology annotation, cellular component: cytoplasm. Gene Ontology annotation, biological process: negative regulation of protein kinase activity. NCBI's taxonomy places the organism in Eukaryota, Metazoa, Chordata, Actinopteri, Synbranchiformes, Synbranchidae.